AUAAACAGGUAGUGGGCACAACCGCGAAGACCUCAGAACCAUGCUACUGACUUUAAAGUCAACUUGGAUGAGCCAUAGGCCAAACACAGCUCAACAACCCACCGAGUCACUGAGCCACUUCCGAAUCGGAACCAGCUUAACAGUCAACGAUUCAACAAGCCAACAAAAAUCAUCCAUCAUCAAACGCCAACCACAGAGCUCCGCCAUAUCUCUCUCUUCUGCUUCCCCCCUUUCCAACCGCUCAAAAAUGGAGGAAGAAAAAAACCGCCGGUAUUAUUGGGGAGACACUCCAGAGGAAGAGUAUUACAGCAACCAUGGCAUCAAAUCCACCAAGUCUUUCUACACCUCUCCCAGAGGCCCGACUCUCUUCACCAGAUCAUGGCUGCCACUGCGCACCCCACCACGUGGCCUCAUCUUUAUGGUCCAUGGCUAUGGUAACGACAUUAGCUGGACCUUCCAAGCCACGCCAAUCUUCUUGGCCCAAAAUGGUUUUGCUUGCUUUGCACUUGACCUCCAAGGCCACGGCCAAUCGGAAGGCCUCAAAGCCUUCGUCCCGAACGUCGACAUCGUUGUCGACGACUGCCUCGCGUUCUUCAACUCCGUCACCGCCCAAAACCCCCAAUUCCGGCACCUCCCAGCGUUCCUGUACGGCGAGUCGAUGGGCGGCGCAAUUUGCCUGCUGAUCCACUCGAACCCUAAUUCCUUCAAGGGCGCAAUCCUGAUCGCUCCGAUGUGUAAAAUCUCUGACAAAGUCAGGCCUUCAUGGCCGAUUCCUGAAAUUCUGACUUUCGUUGCGAAAUUUGCCCCCACUGCACCAAUCGUGCCGACAGUCGAUCUUCUCGAUAAGUCCGUCAAGGUGCCGGCGAAGAAAGUGAUUGCCGGGAUGAAUCCGAUGAGGUAUCGGGGUAAACCAAGAUUAGGCACUGUGGCUGAGCUUCUCCGAGUCACUGAUUACGUGAGCAAUCGGCUCGGCGAUGUGAAUCUUCCGUUCAUUGUAUUACAUGGAAGUGGAGACGUCGUGACCGAUCCAGACGUGAGCAGAGAGUUGUAUGAUCAGGCGAGAAGCAGGGACAAGACCCUGAAGAUCUACGAUGGAAUGAUGCAUUCGCUAUUGUUCGGGGAGACCGAUGAGAAUGUUGAGAUUGUUCGAGAAGAUAUAUUGUCAUGGUUGAAAGAUAGGUGUUGAAUGCUAAUCAAUAUGAUUGCUGGAAGCAAAACAUUGAAAUUUGAAUAGAUCUGUUGUUGAUUAUGAUAUCAAUUUUUAAUAUGAACUGUAAUUACUCCAUGAAAAUGGAUGGAUUGCUACGACUGCGAUGCAUAAUUUCCACUGGGCAUAAACUGUUUGAUGAAAGUCCUCAAGAGGAAGAACUCUUCUUUGCAUAA
Diospyros lotus (date-plum) is the source of this 1383-nucleotide messenger RNA. Its product is annotated as caffeoylshikimate esterase. Gene Ontology annotation, molecular function: lipase activity. NCBI's taxonomy places the organism in Eukaryota, Viridiplantae, Streptophyta, Magnoliopsida, Ericales, Ebenaceae. The record is from RefSeq and is a predicted model, not a curated record. Gene Ontology annotation, cellular component: membrane.